Molecule: messenger RNA, 1112 nt
Organism: Propithecus coquereli (Coquerel's sifaka)
Lineage: Eukaryota; Metazoa; Chordata; Mammalia; Primates; Indriidae
Gene: TMEM138
Product: transmembrane protein 138
Exons: 4
Coding region: 139-627 (162 amino acids)
Cellular component (GO): cilium
Source: RefSeq, a predicted model, not a curated record
AGGCCCUUGCUUAGAACAAGGGAAACAGCUCUGAAUCAGAGGAACUAGAAGCCUCUCCCUCAGUGGUGGGGAGAGAACCCGCUGUUUUCUAGGGAACUGUGGAAUGUGCCCUGGGGGGCCCAAGAAAACAAAAGGAAGAUGCUCCAGACCAGUAACUACAGCCUGGUGCUCUCCCUGCAGUUCCUGCUACUGUCCUAUGACCUCUUUGUCAAUUCCUUCUCCGAGUUACUCCGAAUGGCUCCUGUCAUCCAGCUGGUGCUUUUCAUCAUCCAGGAUAUUGCAAUCCUCUUCAACAUCAUCAUCAUUUUCCUCAUGUUCUUCAACACCUUCGUCUUCCAGGCUGGCCUGGUCAACCUCCUGUUCCAUAAGUUCAAAGGGACCAUCAUCCUAACAGCUGUGUACUUAGGCCUCAGCAUCUCCCUGCAUGUCUGGGUCAUGCAUCUACGCUGGAAAAACUCCAACAGCUUUGUUUGGACAGAUGGACUUCAAACACUAUUUGUAUUCCAGAGACUAGCGGCAGUGCUGUACUGUUACUUCUACAAACGGACAGCUGUGAGACUGGGCGACCCUCGCUUCUACCAGGACUCUUUAUGGCUGCGCAAGGAGUUCACGCAAGUCCGAAGGUGACCUCUUCUUGUCACACUAAUGGAUGCCUUACCUUCCUGAUAGAAGCCAUGUUUGCUGCUCUGCAUUGAGGGUUGUCCCUAUGCACCAGGAAGCAGCUGGAUUUUCCUAGGAGGGCUCAGGCCAGUUGUGUUCAGCAUUCAGGAAGGAAGAUCCUCCCUCUUGCAAAUUGAAGUGUUCCCCAACAGACUCUAACACAUAAUUCCUGCCUUGCCUCCCACCUCAGUUCUACCUACUUUCCUUCCUUUCCUGCUCCGUACUGUUCAUUUUCUCCGCCCCUCUUUCUUAUAGAGGGCUCUGUGGCUCUUACCCUUGUGAAGCUUUUCAUUUAGCCUAGGACUGGAGGACCUCCCAGCCCCCACUUUCCUUGCACCACACACGAGUGACUGAAGGAUGUGAAGAGUGAUAGUUAUGUGCUCCUGACCGAUCACACCUUUGACAUCUAGAUUUUAUACCCAAGGUACUUUUUUUACAUUUUAUAAAUAGGA